AUGCACGGCCUCCUCCUUGCUGCCGGGCUUCUUAGCCUGCCUCUCCAUGUUCUCGCACACCCUCAGCCUAGCACAGGCCUCGCUAACCGUGCCGUCGACUUGAACGACUACCGUCUUGCCCAUAGGUCCAGCUACACCGGCCAUGAGGAGAUGGAGAAGCAGCCAACUAUCAACUCUUUCCGCGCUGGAAGCUAUGUUGAGGUUGCUACCGAGAUGGUCAAGCAGACAAUGCCAGGAAUGACCUUCCGCCUUGUCGACGACCAUUACAUUGGCCAGUCUGGUAUCGGCCAUGUGUACUUCCGCCAAACCAUGCACGGCAUGGAUAUUGACAACUCUGAUUUCAAUGUCAACAUUGGCAAAGAUGGCAAGGUCCUCUCUCAUGGAAACUCCUUCUACACCGGGCCGGCUCCCGAAUCCAAGCCAAUGGUGAAGCGAGACUUCUCCGACCCUAUGCAGGCCCUUCACGGAGUCCGCAAGGCCCUCAACCUCCCAAUCAAGGCUGACAAGGCCUCUGUUGAGAAUAUGAGUGAGCACAAAGUCAUGUUCAAGGGAACCUCUGGAGCACUUUCCGACCCUACCGCCAAACUUUGCUACAUGGCUAAAGAAGAUGGAUCUUUGGCCUUGACCUGGAGAGUUGAAACUGAUAUGGGCGACAACUGGCUCCUAUCCUACAUGGAUGCAAAGGACACUAGCAAAGUUCACAACGUUGUUGACUACGUUUCUCACGCAACCUACCAAGUCUACAAAUGGGGCCUUGCUGACCCUACCGAAGGCAACCGCGAAACCCUCACAAACCCAUGGAACCUCAAGACAUCCCCAUUCACCUGGAUUGCUGACGGACAGAACAACUACACCGCAACCCGAGGCAACAACGCAAUUGCCCAGUACAACCCCGAUGGAGGCAACGAGUAUGAAAACAACUACCGACCAAAUGCCAAGAACCUCAAAUUUGAAUACCCAUACUCUCCAAGCAUGAACCCCCCUAAGACUUAUAUCGAUGCAUCUGUCACCCAGCUCUUCUACACAUCCAAUGUUUGCCACGACCUAUACUACAUGCUCGGAUUCACCGAGAAGGCAGGAAACUUCCAGACCAACAACCACGGCCAAGGUGGUAAGGGAGGUGACUUUGUCAUUUUGAACGCCCAGGAUGGCUCUGGCACCAACAACGCCAACUUCGCUACUCCCCCUGAUGGCCAGCCCGGCCGCAUGCGUGCAUACAUCUGGACCAGGGCUAACCCACCUCGCGAUGCCUCCUUCGAGGCAGGUACCAUCGUCCACGAAUACACUCACGGCCUUUCCAACCGUCUCUGUGGUGGACCCGCCAACUCACGCUGCUUGAACGCUAUGGAAUCUGGCGGUAUGGGAGAAGGUUGGGGUGACUUCUACGCCACUGCUGUCCGCCUAAAGCCCGCCGACACCCGCAAGACCAACUACGUCAAGGGUGAAUGGGUUAACAACAGCCCCAAGGGUGUUCGACAAUACCCUUACUCCACCGAUAUGAACGUCAAUCCCCUCGUUUACACCUCAAACAACAAAUUGAACGAAGUCCAUGCUAUCGGAACCGUCUGGGCCACUAUGCUCUAUGAAAUGCUAUGGAACUUGAUCGACAAGCACGGCAAGAAUGAUGGCCCAACCCCAGUGUUCGAGAACGGUGUUCCAAAUGACGGCAAGUACCUUGCAAUGAAGAUUGUCAUGGACGGCAUGGCCAUCCAACCCUGCAACCCAAACUUCGUCCAGGCCCGUGACGCUAUCCUUACCGCCGACAAGAACCUCACCAAGGGAUCGAACAAGUGUGAAAUCUGGAAGGCAUUCGCCAAGCGCGGAUUGGGCACUGGUGCCAAGUUCGGAAAGACACGUACUGGCAGCACCGAAGUUCCACAAGAGUCAAAGGGUUUGACUGCAUGUUCCAUUAUCCAGAAUAGUCGGUCACCCCAAUCUACCACGUCGAAGUCUGUAUACGCCGCAACAAGAGAACAUCUCCCACAGUUUCUCCUCUAUUCAACCAUGCAGGAACAAGUCGGAUCAUCAUGCUUAGUAACCGGCUAUCUCGAUGCAACCACCGCGCAGGGCCAGGGGCUUGAUAUAGAUUUCCAUGGCGCCCUGAAGACCAAAAUUUACAGAAAGUGCCCAGAAAUUAGGAAUGACACCUCGGGCUUGCUGGGCUGGGCGGCCUAUAAAACUCGAGAUUCCCCCCUCGGCGUGCGGGUUGGCCUCUACGAUAGACACCGUUAUCGAAGGAAGCGCAGCUCGGGAGAAUCGCAAUCCUCAAUCAUGGUGGCCUACAGCAUCUUGACUCUCGUCUCCCUGGGCUUGGCCUCCCACUGUGCGAACGCCCUUCAGUAUGGCUACAACCAGGUCGCCGUGCAUAAGGACUCGGGUGCGCUCGAAGCAGCAUUUCCUGCGAUAAAUGGCACGAAAUUGCUGUCUCCUGCCUUUAAGUCUCCUAGCUCUGUGCCAAAGGACUUCUCAAUUGGCAAGUCUGGGCCAACUAGUGAUGACACCAUGGAUAGGUUCCUCCGUGGCCUGGCAAGGUCAAAUAGCUGGAUGACCUACCAUCAGGCCGACUUCACCUCUGAAGAAGGCCGAAAGUUCCCCUAUGUAUACCUAUCUGGGAGCAACUCGUCCCUCACGAACCCAGGAAGCCGCAACAAGUUGCGAGUCUGGCUCCAGGGAGGUGUCCAUGGGAACGAACCGGCUGGCGACCAGUCCAUGCUUGCGCUCCUCGGAGAGAUGGCCGCAAACCAAAAGUGGACCGCCAGUGUCCUGGAUAAAAUGGAUAUCCUGGUCCUGCCUCGCUACAAUCCUGAUGGCGUCUUUUACUUCCAGCGCUACCUGGCCACCAACUUUGAUCCAAACCGUGACCACGUCAAACUUGCCCGGCGACAAACUAGAGAUAUCAAGGAAAUGUUUAGCAAGUUCAGCCCACAUAUCGCGACAGACAUGCAUGAGUUCACUGCAGGCAGAACCUUCGGCCCGAACAAAGAUGUGGCGUAUGCUGCCGAUGCACUAUUCAGCGCGGGAAAGAAUCUCAACGUUGAUGAAGGCAUUCGUCAAAUGUCGGAGAAGCUAUUUGCCAAGCGUAUGGGGAAAGAUAUUGAGGCCGCCGGGCUACGGUGGGAUCCAUAUGUCACCCAGGGAGACUCACCUAGCUCAAAGUUACUGUUUCUAGAGGCCGGUACAGAUGCUAAGAUUGGCAGAAAUGCUAUGGCCUUGACGCAGUGUGUUGUCUUCCUCUGCGAAACCAGAGGAAUCGGUGGUGCCGAUCAGCAUUUCGAGCGCAGAACUCUUAGUGGAUUGACAAUGGCUAAAAGCAUCAUUCAAACCGCCGUCGAUAAUUUCGACGAGGUCUUCAAUACUAUGGAAAAGGGCAUCAAGCGCUUCAUCCACAGCAAGGGCGAUAUUGUCAUCACUGACAAAUCUCCUAUUAUUCAGAAGACAUUCGGUAUGAUCAACGUAACCGACGGCUCUCUACUCGACUAUCCCGUUGAUUUUGCCUCAACUUCACCAUCUACCCCGGUCAUGACUCGCAGCCGUCCACGAGCCUAUGUGAUCCCUUCAUCAUGGCCAGAUGUCGUCGAGCGCCUAGAGGUGUUUGGUCUCAAGGUUGACAAAUUGCCAUUCGCUUACAAGGGACGCGUACAGGCAUUGAAUGUUACAUCAGUUACUUUUGACACUGAAUACUAUGAGGGGGCCGUUAUAUCAACGGUGAAGACAACGAUGGUUGAGCAGGACGUUAAUCUUCCUCGAGGCAGCUAUCUGCUAAAGACAAAUCAGAAAAACGCAGCCCUCGCUUUUGUUGCAUUGGAGCCCGAGUAUAUGGAUUCCUUUGCUUCGUUCGGAAUCAUACCGCUCAGCACUGGUGACCAAUACCCAAUCUUCAGAUUGCAGUAA
Arthroderma uncinatum is the source of this 3891-nucleotide messenger RNA. Its product is annotated as Extracellular metalloproteinase 1. The record is from RefSeq and is a predicted model, not a curated record. Bases 1 to 3891 code for a protein of 1296 amino acids. The transcript has 12 exons. Gene Ontology annotation, biological process: proteolysis. Lineage: Eukaryota; Fungi; Ascomycota; Eurotiomycetes; Onygenales; Arthrodermataceae. Gene Ontology annotation, molecular function: zinc ion binding; metallocarboxypeptidase activity; metalloendopeptidase activity.